AGGCCGCCACUACGCAGGCGCACUUCCCCACACUCCUCCCUCCCUGCUUCCUCUCACGCCCGGCCGGCCUUCACUUUGCGCAGGCGCCUUUUGAGGUAGCUGCCCAACGUGGUAGAGACGCUUUUCCCGCCUGGCCGCGGGGCGUGGCUCCUGUGCGCAGCUUGAUGACGACAUUUCGGCGCCGUGGCGGAAUGGCGGCUUCCAGCUGAGUCGGGCAAUGCUGUGGGUCCCACAGUGGUUUGCUAAGAAGGCCAUUUUCGACUCUUCACUGGAGGCUGCUAUGGCAUUCCCUCACCUGCAGCAGCCCAGCUUUCUACUGGCUAGCCUGAAAGCUGAUUCUAUAAAUAAGCCCUUUCCACAGCGGUGCCAAGACUUGGUUAAAGUCAUUGAGGAUUUUCCAGCAAAGGAGCUGCACACCAUCUUCCCAUGGCUGGUAGAGAACAUUUUUGGCAGCUUAGAUGGUGUCCUCAUUGGCUGGAACCUCCGCUGCUUACAGGGGCGUGUGAGUCCUGUGGAGUACAGCAUCGCGAUGGAAUUUCUUGACCCUGGUGGCCCAAUGAUGAAGUUGGUUUAUAAGCUUCAAGCUGAAGACUAUAAGUUUGACUUUCCAGUCUCCUACCUGCCUGGUCCUGUGAAGGCAUCCAUCCAGGAGUGUGUCCUCCCUGACAGUCCUCUGUACCACAACAAAGUCCAGUUCACCCCUGCUGGGGGCCUUGGCCUGAACCUGGCCCUGAAUCCGUUCGAGUAUUACAUAUUCUUCUUUGCCUUGAGCCUCAUCACUCAGAAGCCACUACCUGUGUCCCUCCACGUCCGUACUUCAGACUGUGCCUAUUUCAUCCUGGUGGACAGGUACCUGUCAUGGUUCCUGCCCACCGAAGGCAGUGUGCCCCCACCACUCUCCUCCAGCCCAGGGGGCGCCAGCCCCUCACCACCUCCCAGGACACCAGCCAUGCCCUUUGCUUCCUAUGGCCUCCACCACACUAGCCUCCUGAAGCGACACGUCUCUCAUCAGACGUCUAUGAAUGCAGACCCAGCCUCCCAAGAGAUUUGGCAGCUAAUGCUUUUUUUGCAGGUUUUUGUUGAAAUGUGGCUUCACCACUAUUCCUUGGAGAUGUACCAAAAAAUGCAGUCCCCACAUGCCAAGGAGUUGUUCACACCCACUGAGGAGCAUGUACUGGUGGUGCACCUGCUGUUGAAGCACCUGCAUGCCUUUGCCAACAGCCUGAAGCCAGAGCAAGCCUCGCCCUCUGACCACUCCCAUGCCACCAGCCCCCUGGAGGAGUUCAAACAGUGCGUGACCCUCCCCAUCCCCUGCACGGCCAUUGUCCCGAGGUUCGUCCAGCAGAACUAUCUCUUCCUGCAGCAUUGGUUUGGUCGCUGGCCCCUGGAUGCAUCAUUCAGAGCUCUGAGUGUCCUGGAGAUGUGGCUGAGCUACCUGCAGCCGUGGCGGUAUGUACCUGACAAGCAGCCUCUGGGCAGCGACUCCAAGCCCCGGUUUGUUUCAGAGAAAAAGGCGCCCUUUGUCCUGGAGAACCUGCUGGUGUACACCAAACUGUUCGUGGGCUUCCUGAACCAUGCGUUCUGCACAGACCUGGUCGGCCCCAAGCACGCACUCAUGGUGUUCCGAGUGGCUAAAGUCUUUGCCCAGCCCAACCUGGCUGAGAUGAUCCAGAAAGAGCUGGUUAUCCCCCACUGCCAGCACCAACUCUUCAUGGCCCCCACAUUCACUGGCAGCUUCCUGUCACUGUGGCCACCAGCAGUCACUGAUGCCUCCUUCAAGGUCCUACACUUUGCUCAGCUCAUCACGCAGGCCAAGCACACAGCCAAGUCCAUCUCAGAUCAGUGUGCGGAGGGCCCAGCUGGCUACCCCUUCCUGUUGUGGCUGGGCUUUGGCCCCACAGACACCAAUGGCUCCUACCCAGCCAAUGACCUGGAUGAGAUGGGGCAGGACACCGUCCGGAAGAUGGAUGAAUAUCUGGAGAAGGCCCUGGAGUACCUGCGCCAGAUAUUUCAGGAAUGAGCUAUGGGGCCUGUCCCAUGGUCAUUGGGGUCCCCUUCCCCACAGGAGUCACUGCCCCUAGCCCGUGGUCAGCCACAUACCAAGUCCCAAGCACCACGGAGAUGGAUCCAGUGUUGUGGGAGGCAGGCCCACACCCCGAGUGUCCUGUCUGGGUCCCAUUGUUGCCACGGUUGGAGGCCAGUGGGGUGAAGACCAGUUCCCUCGCUUCACCUUGACGCUGAGGGCAGAGGCACUUCUCUCUGGCAGCUCAGUGACAGGCAGCUCAGGCAGUUCACGCUUGCCUUGGGCACCACGUAGGAUGAGAAUGGAAAGAAGCAGCUCCCCGACUACAUCGUGGGUAAGGGCGGACUCAUCCUCACACCCCUGGGCCGGUACCAGGUGAGAGGUCGGGGUCCUGGAGGCUUGUGGCCUGGCCCCGAUUCAUCCCCAGCUCCCCCCUCCCCCACAAGCAGAGGCCACUAGGCUCCUCUGAGUUGUGUGCAGGGCUGUGUUUUCUGACCCAUCCCCAUGGCCUGGGUUUCUAGAUCAUCAUUGGGCUGUGCAGGUUUGAAAUUGAGUACGAGGGAGACCCAGAGCUACAGCCCAUCUGGAGCUAUGAGAUCGCCAGCUUGGUUUGUGCACUCUUCAGGCUAUUGUCUGCCAUCAACCACAGAGUGAGUGGGCAGGAAGGCCAGCCUGGCCUCUUCAGAGAGGGUUCUGGAUGCUCCUGCUUGGGAUGCAGUCUCGGGGUGGCCUGUGGGGGUGAGGCACUGCUGUCCUGAGGCCUGUGGUGCCACCUCACCAUGCCCCUAUGCCUCCGUGCUUCAGUUUGCAGGCCAGAUGGUGGCUCUGUGUUCCCGGGACGACUUUCUCAGUAGCUUCUGUCGCUACCACCUCAUAGAACCUGGGGUGGCCAGCAGACACCUGCUGAGCCCCGUAGGGCAGACGCAGGUGGCCGGUCAUGCCCGUGGCCCCAGGCUCAGCCUGUGCUUCCUGGGUUGCUAUCCAACGCUGCUUUCAUUGCUGCUGGUUUUUUUUGUGGCCUCCCUGUUCUGCAUUGGGCCCCUCCCCGUGCGCGGCUCAUCGCCCUGGGCUACAUCCUCUACGCCUCAGCCUUGACGCUGCUGACAGAGCGGGGAAGCUGCACCAGCCCUGAGGGCGCCAGCUGCCUUCAGAGCACGGGGGGGAUUUGCCACACAGUCCCACCCUUGGACCUGAGGGGAUCUGGGAACUCCUCCAGAAGGGAAUAUGGUCAUCCUCAGGUUCCUGGGGAGUGGUUCCUGCAGCCACAGAAGCAUCUGGAGGAAACAGAACUGAGAAGGCAGGGCAGAUGUGGUGAAGCAAAGAAGUGGCUGCCAGGCUCAACAGCCAUGCUCUGUGACAGCACAGCUCAGUACCGGCUCCUCCCUCCCUCCACCAAGGACUCACGGCCAAGCCAGCUCUCAGGAACUUUUUUCCAGUAUCCAUUUGGGUACUCUGCUGCAUCAAGCUCAGGAGCCAGCUUGCCAGCAGCCCCUCAGGCCUGGCCUGUCCACUGGCUGGUCUUGAGGUGGGCAGAGUGGGUUGUGGUGCCUCCUCUCCCUGUGUGGGACCAGUAUGGUGGCUCAACCUCCACUCUAGGGAAGAAUCAAAGUUUCUAAGAGCCCUGAAAACACUAGAGAGUGGCUCUCUGCUUACACAUCAGAUGCAAAUAAAGAGAGAGUGGCUCUCCUCUGAUUCUUCACUGUGAGUGAGGGGCAUUCAUUCUUCAUGUUCUCCCAGCUGUUCCAAGACUGGGCCAUAGAAUUUCAUGCUUCAGGAGCCUGAGAUUCUCCAGAGCCCGGGUGCUUCACUACAGACUGCAGUCCAUCGAGCACAUCACCCAGAGCAGCAGCCAGCUCGUGCCUUGUCACAGGUGGGUGCUGGUCUUCAGGCGCUGGGGACACUGCUGGGUUGAUGGGGUCAGAUCCUGCCAGUUUCUGCUCUGCAGCCAAAGAUGGUCAGAAGCAUCACAUCUUCACUAACAUCAAGUAUUCAAAACUAUGGAUUCCCUGACAGAAACCAGCAUGGGGUCUCCUACACCUUCAUUCCCCCACAGACACCAGGGAGAACAGCAUCUUGGUGGUGAUUUUCAAACCAAGCCUUUGUUUUCAGCGUGGGGUGGUGGGGAUUUGCUUUAAUGUUUUUCAAACUGUAAAUGUUUUGGGCUUUGUAUUUAGAUAUAAACUCAGAAUAAUGGCAUUUUAGGACUUGUGACCAAAAAUCAAACCAAACUUGUAACUCAACCAUGGAUCUGAAUAAAGUUGUCCUUGCUUCUGA
Molecule: messenger RNA, 4297 nt
Organism: Callithrix jacchus (white-tufted-ear marmoset)
Lineage: Eukaryota; Metazoa; Chordata; Mammalia; Primates; Cebidae
Source: RefSeq, a predicted model, not a curated record